CGUUUUUCUUUUACUUAUUUAUAUAUUUAUUUCUCAAAAUUGAAUUCCCCUAGCCUUUGUCUUCCUAUAAAUAUGUGUUGAACACGAAGCAGAGUCAGGCUUGAAGCGGCAACAGCUUAAGUCCAAUCCUUCAGGAACAAUAUUCCUUCCUUUUAACCCCUUUACCCCACCUUCAAAAUCCUAAACUCCAACUCUGAUUUCCCCUAACUCACAACAAAACCAGAGCCAGUUCCCAUGGCGGCGUCGAUCGACUCCAAAACCCCCAUCAAAUUCCUCUGUAGUUACGGCGGCAAGCUCGUCCCCCGUUAUCCCGACGGCAAACUUCGCUACCAGGGCGGCCAAACCCGCGUCCUCGCCGUCCACCGCUCCGUCUCCUUCCCCGAGCUAUUGACCAAGUUGAGGGAGUUCUGUGGGGGCGCUAUGGUGAGCUUGCGUUGUCAGUUGCCGCCGGAAGCAGAUCUCGACGACGCGCUUGUGUCAAUCGUCUCCGACGAGGAUCUGGCCAAUCUGAUAGAGGAAUACGAUCGAUCCCCUGUUUCGUCGUCGUCGCUGAAAAUCAGAGCAUUCCUUUCGCCGCCGUCGAAGAAACAAUCGCCUGCCCCGUCGUCCACCACUUCGUCUUCUUCGUCCAGCUCCUCGUCCUCGUCGUGGUCGUCAUCUAAUACUUUCGCGGCCACGAUCGACUCUCCCAGGUGCUACCGCCGGCAGAUCCCGAGGGCGCCGGCGACCAAUCCGACGAGGAAGUUCCCUCCUCCUCCUCAUCACUACGGCGGCCACGUUUAUCUCAAUCUCGUCCACAACGGGAAUCAUUGGCAAUAACGGUGUGUGGUUUAGGGACUAGUUUGGAUUAAAAAGAAAGUUAGUGGGGGAAGGCGUAUAUAUAGAGAUAAGGAAGUGGGGAAGGUGGAGUGGAGGGGAUGAUACACGAUGUAAUUGUGGGAGUGCAAAUUUUAAAUGAAUUAUCAGUCCGUCCGUCCAAAUCUCCGGCUCCGGCGGUAUUUUGCUUCCCAAAGUUCGUUAGCGUUAGCCCCACAACAAACUUUCGGUCGCGUCCCGUCCACAGUUCCGUUAUCCUCCGUGUUCUUUUCUGAAGCGCUGACGUAGAGCUGAAGAGGCGAGGAGUUCCGGCUUGGAGAUAAUUGUGAUUAUGAGCUAGUUUGGCCUGUUAUAGUUUUACAAAAACAACUUUUGCUGUAGUAUAAACUUGGGAAUGUUUUUUGGAGGCUUAGGAUAGGAUCAGUAACUAUUGAUUACUGACGUAUGAGUAACUAAAUCUGAACCUUUAGAUCUAAGUGAGUCUAGAAAAUUCAGAUAUAAGAAUUGUCAAUUAAAGACAUUUUAUUUUU
Messenger RNA from Linum tenue, 1346 nucleotides. The record is from the annotation of a GenBank genome assembly. Lineage: Eukaryota; Viridiplantae; Streptophyta; Magnoliopsida; Malpighiales; Linaceae.